This is a messenger RNA of Danio rerio (zebrafish), 3082 nucleotides long. It is a transcript of the gene timp2a, whose product is annotated as TIMP metallopeptidase inhibitor 2a. Lineage: Eukaryota; Metazoa; Chordata; Actinopteri; Cypriniformes; Danionidae. Gene Ontology annotation, cellular component: extracellular region. The record is from RefSeq and is marked provisional. Gene Ontology annotation, molecular function: peptidase inhibitor activity; metalloendopeptidase inhibitor activity.
AAACAUAGAGCUAGCAGUGGACUUCCUUUAUUACCAAGAAGCCCCGUUCGUCUCUGAGGGAUUUAACGGCAAGCAGUCACACUGAUACCCUGCGUGUGGGCAUCGCGGACGGUGUAACGUUACUUUUGGGCUGUGUGAGAGAUCCGGAUCAUUGUUGACAUUGCAGAAGACCGUCUACCUGCCUGCUUUUAUUGCUGUCAGAUACUGAAGUGAGGCGAAAAUGAAGAGCGUCAGGAGCUGUAUUGGCACACUGGUUGUGCUGGUACUGUUUCGGGUGGGAGAGAUCGCAGAAGCGUGCAGUUGUUCCCCGGUUCAUCCUCAACAGGCGUUCUGCAAUGCUGAUGUUGUAAUCAGAGCCAAGGUGGUUGGAAAUAAAGAAGUGGAUUCUGGGAACGAUAUUUAUGGGAACCCGAUCAAGCGGAUCCAAUAUGAGAUAAAGCAGAUCAAGAUGUUCAAAGGCCCGGACCGCCACAUUGACGUGGUCUUUACUGCGCCCUCAUCUGCAGUGUGUGGAGUGACCAAUUUGGACACAAACGGCAAGAAGGAGUAUCUCAUCUCAGGCAAGGCGGAGGCCAACGGUAAGAUGCACGUGACUCUGUGUGAUCUCAUCAUGCCCUGGGAAUCCAUGAGUGCCACCCAGAAGAAGAGCCUUAGUCAGCGCUAUCAGAUGGGGUGUGACUGCAAGAUCACACGCUGUGCGACCUUCCCAUGCGAGAUCAGCGCCCCAGAGGAGUGUCUGUGGACAGAUUGGGUGACGGAGAAGAUAAUUCAUGGGCGCCAGUCUGACCACUACGCCUGCAUCAAGAGAGGAGACGGCUCCUGCGCCUGGUACCGCGGAGUCGCGCCUCCCAAAAAAGAGUUUCUGGAUGUGGAAGACCCUUAAAACAUCUCUCUCUCCCUUCUCCACAUCACCCGAUCUGAGAUUCUUACAAAAAUCAUAGAUGAGGUGUAACAUAAUAUCGGCAUAAAGACAAAACUCUACCAAAUUGAAAUUGAAACAGGCUAGAUUUAGUGUACAGUCUUCUUUAGAUAUCGCAACAUGAGACAGAAUGAAGCGAAUGUAACAACCCCACCCAAGGCUGGCUCUCCAUCGGGUGUGGGACAAUCCUUUAAAACGAGAGCACUUUCUGCCCCCCAAAACAGCGCUUAGAUUUCUCUCUGCACAAAGGAUCUCUUUACAAUCUCCCAAAACUGCAGUCGCUCGGCUCAUUUUGUAUUUUCAAUUUCUGGUAAUCCAGUUCAAACCCACAUGGGGUGGUAGUGAAAGUAUUACUUUUGAAGGUAGCGUAAUUUCCCCAAAGCCAUGCCAAUUGGUCCACUCAGAUAAAUGGUGAGGCAGGACUUCCCAGAUAGUUCAAAGAUGUGCGGGGACCUGGAAAGAACUGGGGUUUAGGGAAAAGCAAAUUAAAGACCAAAGUUAAUGUCGCUAGUCAGGAAUUUGUGACGGAAACAAAAUUGUGCUGCUGACCAAAUUUCAGAACUGUUGUAUAUGAAGCUGUUCUUCAUUUCACCUCCACUGCUUUUCACAACACAUCCUUCGUGUAUACCCCCUGAAAAAAUUAAGGAUACAUAAUCUGACAGCAGUUUCUAGUGUUAGCAAUAUACAACAAAUUCAACGUUUUUACGUACAUUUAUAAAUAAACCAUCCCUAAUUUGUUUUGUCAAUAUGUCUGUAUAUAUACUUAGUCUCGAACGCCCACAAUUUGUGCAUUUAUUCCUCCGUUAAUAGUUCAGUGAUACUAUUUGCACUUUUUAAAGACAAAACCAAGAGGACUGUCUCCUCUUUUCUUUUCUUUUUUUUUUUUUUGUAACUCAUUUUAAUUUGUUCUUGUUUUACUUUACGACUUACAAUUAUCUAAGUUCCUUUUUUAUCUUCUGUAUUGUGUCAUUUACGUACCGAGGAGGUACCCGAGACUUUAGUUGCCAUGGUAAUGGGAAGACCCUUGGUUUUUCCCCUGGAGUAAAACAAGGCUGAUUGGAUUGGCAUGCAAAAGCACAGGCCUAUAAGCAUGCGCUGAGGAAGAGGAAACAAAGAGCGAUGUUCCUUCCUCCUGUGCUGUCAAUAAACUCAGGAGUUUAUUGGCGGCUUGAGAGGAAGGCAUGGAGUUGGAUUGUUGCAGCUGUCCUCUGAUUGGGCAUUGCCAUGUCAUGUGAUUGACUGAGGGCGAGGCGUUUGAAUACUAGUUGCUAGGCGCUUCGCCAGAGUGAACCAUGUGGUUAUAGUGAUUGAGAGACAGGGAGUGAAGAGCGCUGUUGAACUGACGAAAGCAACAAUAAAAGUGUUGAUCGAUUUAAUGCGUCGCUAUCAUUGUAUAAACUCAACACCGAGAUCAUUUGUAUUGACAAAGGGAGCAUUCUUAAAGGGACAGUCCACCCAUUAAUGUUAAUUCUAUCAUAACUUACUAACCUUUCACUUAUUCCAAAACUGUUCGAGUUUCUUUCUUCUCUUGACCCCAGAAGAAGGUAUUUUAACAACAUUUUGGAAACUCCACAGUAUUUUGGAAGCACUUAAGGGUCAGUAAAUAUGUUUGGGUGAACAAUCCCUUUAAUAAGUAAUUGUUCAAUUCACGCCUUUCCGUUUUGGCUGUCAGUGUUCCAGCAUUAACGUACAACGCUUUUUUGUGUGUGAUUUAAAUUAAGAUUUUUGAUUCAGUAUCCUCACUUCUCUUCUUCACACCAGAAGCAUUGUCAUAAACAAGCUUGGACGAAUAGGCUAUAUAAAGGUUAAUGUUUAAUAUGCAUCGAGCUAUAACUACUUAAAUGGCUUUGUAUUAAUUGUUAUUGAACUCUAAUGGCGUAAGUUAAAUGAUUUUGUUUUUCACGUUUAUACUUUUUAAAAUGCGUUAUUACCUUUGAUUUAUAUGAUCAUUGUGUUAUUUUUUUACCAGUCUUUUGUCUUUCUCUUUUAUGAUUUGCUGAAAAAGAGCAGGAAUGUGAGACCUAGUGUCUGAACCACAUGACAAAAGCUGUGGUAGAAGAAGCAGACUAUGCAUGUCUUUGAUGCUUUGUGUAAUUCUCAUGUCGACGUUCACUUGACGGAUAAAUAUACAGUAUUACCAAAUAAAAAAAAUAUUAAACUACA